Molecule: messenger RNA, 1734 nt
Organism: Oncorhynchus tshawytscha (Chinook salmon)
Lineage: Eukaryota; Metazoa; Chordata; Actinopteri; Salmoniformes; Salmonidae
Product: piggyBac transposable element-derived protein 4-like
Exons: 5
Coding region: 1-1734 (577 amino acids)
Molecular function (GO): zinc ion binding
Source: RefSeq, a predicted model, not a curated record
AUGGUUGGCCAAGAUGUGACCCAGGUCCUGUGUGUGGAGGGCUCCCCUUUCUGCGCUCUGCGCUCGCGGGUCAGAGCGACCCAGGCCCUGUGUUUCCAGGGCUCUCGCUCUGCGCUGGCGGGGCUGGCCCUCUGCGCUCUGCGAGUCCGAGCGACCCUGUCAGCCACUGGCGAGGCGUGUGCCGUGGAGCCCGUCCGGCCGGCCCUACGUAGAGAGGAUACUAAUAUUGUCAUCGGCGCCCAGACUCCGGGCCCCACGGCCUAUGCCGCGACACAGGCCCGCGACAUCGCGUCCGCCUUCCACCUGUUUGUCACACCGGCAAUAGAAAGGAUAAUUGUGGAAAUGACGAACCUGCACGGAGCCAGAAAAUACGGCGACGGCUGGCGACCCAUGGACGCCACGGACCUGCACGCCUACCUAGGGCUGCUGAUCCUAGCGGGCGUCUACAGGUCCCGGGGCGAGGCCGCGGCAAGCCUGUGGGACGCCGAGAGCGGCAGGACCGUGUUCCGAGCCACCAUGUCGCUCAAGGUCUUUCACAGGUACUCGAGGCUGCUGCGAUUCGACGACCGCCAGUCGAGACCCGCCAGACUCGCCACGGACAAACUCGCAGCCAUACGGGAGGUCUGGGACCUGUGGGAGGCGCGGCUGCCGGCCCUCUACAACCCGGGGCCUGACGUGACGGUGGACGAGCAACUGGUCCCGUUCAGAGGCCGCUGUCCUUUCCGUCAGUACAUCCCCAGCAAGCCGGCCAAAUACGGCAUCAAGUCGUGGGUGGCCUGCGACGCCAAGUCCAGCUACGCUUGGAAGAUGCAAGUGUACACCGGCAAGGCGGCCGGCGGAGGCCCCGAGAAGAACCAGGGGAUGCGCGUCGUCCUCGAUCUGACAACGGGCCUGAGCGGUCGCAACGUCACCUGCGACAACUUCUUCACCUCCUACGACCUGGGCCAGCGGCUCCUCGAGAGGAACCUCACCAUGGUGGGCACGGUGAGAAAGAACAAGGCCGAGCUCCCGCCCGCGCUGCUCGAGUCCAGGGGCAGACAGGUCCUGUCCUCCAGGUUCGCCUUCACGCCCACCGCCACUCUGGUGUCUUACCUGGCAAAGAGAAACAAGAACGUGCUACUCUUGAGCACGCUGCACACAGAGGGCCACAUCAGCGAUCGUCGCGACAAGAAGCCGGCCCUCAUCCUAGACUACAACUGCAACAAGGGCGGCGUGGACAACCUAGACAAGGUGGUGGGCACCUACAGCUGCAGACGGAUGACUGCCCGCUGGCCCCUGGUCGUCUUCCACAACAUCCUCGACGUGUCCUCCUACAACGCCUUUGUCAUAUGGCGAGAGAUCAAGCCUGACUGGAUGCCUGGCAAGCGGAACAAGCGCAGGGUGUUCCUCGAGCAGCUGGGAAAGGCACUCGUGAAGCCGCUGAUCCAAAGAAGGCAGCAUCUGCCCCGCACCGAAGCGGCGUCAGCCCUUGUCAAAGUCCUACAGAGUGCUACGGCGGCGCCUCCUGAUCAACAGCGCCAGGGCCCCGCCGCUGGCACGGCCGCUGCCCCGCUCGUUGCCCCGGCCACCACCGGGGCAAGUAAGAGGAAGAGGUGUCAGCUCUGCCCACCCAAGAAGGACUCCAAGACACACACGGUGUGCUGCAGGUGUAAGAAAUACAUCUGCAAAGGCUGUUCACACACCUACUGUCACACUUGCGCACAUUGGGCCUUUAGCCAGGACGGGACAGGGUGA